Geodia barretti is the source of this 343-nucleotide messenger RNA. Lineage: Eukaryota; Metazoa; Porifera; Demospongiae; Tetractinellida; Geodiidae. The record is from the annotation of a GenBank genome assembly.
AUGGCAUUUUUAAGGCUUCGAUUGACUUUCCCGCCGGAUCUGAUCACUGAGCCCAUCAUCCACAACAUCGGUCAACAGUACAAUGUGAUCACGAGCAUUCGACGCGCCGAUGUCACGUCUGACCGUGGGUGGGUUGUUUUGGAGAUUAAGGGUGAGCCCGACGAGCUUGAACGGGUUGUUGAGCACCUCAAGAACGUCAAGGUGGAAGUUGAGCCAAUUGAAGGAGAUGUAGUUCAGUAAGGAAAAAAUUCAGCAAGCACAGCACGGGGAGAACAAAUAAGGACUCAGACAAUUGACUGUGAUCAAUCUGAAACCAUGCACUCCCCAUCAAUAAAAUAGGGAC